This is a messenger RNA of Lemur catta (Ring-tailed lemur), 6738 nucleotides long. RefSeq names its product myosin XVI (gene MYO16). Bases 31 to 5628 code for a protein of 1865 amino acids. Gene Ontology annotation, biological process: negative regulation of G1/S transition of mitotic cell cycle; phosphatidylinositol 3-kinase/protein kinase B signal transduction; neuron projection morphogenesis. The transcript has 34 exons. Gene Ontology annotation, molecular function: ATP binding; cytoskeletal motor activity; actin filament binding. Gene Ontology annotation, cellular component: myosin complex; perinuclear region of cytoplasm; nucleoplasm. The record is from RefSeq and is a predicted model, not a curated record. Lineage: Eukaryota; Metazoa; Chordata; Mammalia; Primates; Lemuridae.
CAGCUAUGUAAUGUUUUUCGAUCCCAUGAAAUGGAAAUUGACCAGUGCCUGCUGGAGUCCCUUCCCCUGGGCCAAAGGCAGCGUCUGGUGAAGCGCAUGCGCUGUGAGCAAAUCAAAGCCUACUAUGAACGCGAGAAGGCUUUUCAGAAGCAAGAAGGAUUCUUGAAAAGGCUGAAGCAUGGGAAGAACCAGAAAGUUCACUUUAACCUUGCUGACAUGAUACAAGACGCAAUUAUCCACCACAAUGACAAAGAAGUGCUUCGGCUCCUGAAGGAGGGGGCAGAUCCUCACACGCUCGUUUCCUCAGGAGGGUCCUUACUCCAUCUGUGUGCUCGGUAUGACAAUGCCUUCAUUGCAGAGAUCCUGAUUGACAGAGGAGUCAAUGUCAACCACCAGGAUGAAGACUUUUGGACGCCAAUGCACAUUGCCUGUGCAUGUGAUAACCCUGAUAUUGUCCUGCUUCUUGUUUUAGCUGGAGCCAACCUCCUCCUCCAGGAUGUUAAUGGAAAUAUCCCAUUGGAUUACGCCGUAGAGGGGACAGAAUCCAGCUCUAUCCUACUGACCUAUCUGGAUGAAAACGGAGUGGAUCUGACCUCACUACGCCAGAUGAAGCUUCAGAGACCAAUGAGUAUGUUAACAGAUGUCAAACACUUCUUAUCAUCUGGAGGAAAUGUUAAUGAGAAAAAUGAUGAAGGAGUAACUCUGUUACACAUGGCCUGUGCGAGUGGCUACAAGGAGGUGGUAUCUCUCAUCCUGGAACAUGGUGGAGACCUCAAUAUAGCAGAUGACCAGUACUGGACUCCCCUCCACCUAGCAGCCAAGUAUGGCCAGACAAACCUGGUGAAACUUCUUUUGAUGCAUCAAGCAAACCCAAACCUUGUGAACUGUAAUGAAGAGAAGCCGUCAGAUAUUGCUGCAUCUGACUUUAUUGAGGAAAUGCUGCUGAAAGCUGAGAUUGCCUGGGAAGAAAAAAUGAAAGAACCUUUAUCUGUUCCUACCUUAGCACAAGAGGAGCCAUAUGAAGAGAUCAUUCACGACCUUCCAAGACUUUCCAGUAAGCUCAGUCCCCUGGUGUUACCAAUUGCCAAGCAAGACAGUUUGUUGGAAAAAGACAUUAUGUUCAAAGAUGCAACAAAAGGUCUAUGUAAACAACCGUCUCAGGACAGCACCCCUGAAAACAUCACAAUGAAUGGCUCCACCAAACCUGAGCAGGUCAAGCUGAUGCCUCCUGCUCCAAAUGAUGACCUGGCGACGCUCAGUGAGCUCAAUGAUGGUAGCCUCCUUUAUGAAAUCCAGAAGCGCUUCGGAAACAAUCAGAUAUACACUUUUAUUGGAGACAUCCUCUUGCUUGUUAAUCCAUUUAAGGAGCUUCCAAUUUAUUCUCCCAUGGUUUCCCAGCUGUACUUCAGCACCUCGGGGAAGCUGCACUCCUCCCUGCCGCCUCACCUCUUCUCCUGUGCAGAGAGAGCGUUCCACCAGCUGUUCCAGGAGCAGCGGCCUCAGUGCUUCAUUCUCAGUGGAGAAAGAGGAUCAGGAAAGUCCGAAGCCAGCAAACAAAUAAUGAGACACCUAACCUGUAGGUCUGGCUCCAGCAGGGCUAUAUUUGAAUCCAGAUUUAAACAUGUCAUGUGCAUCUUAGAAGCCUUUGGACAUGCCAAGACAACACUUAAUGAUUCGUCCAGUUGCUUCAUAAAGUAUUUUGAGCUACAGUUCUGUGAGAGGAGAAAACAUUUAACAGGAGCCAGAAUUUAUACAUAUAUGCUAGAGAAAUCCAGACUUGUUUCACAACCUCUCGGCCAGAGCAAUUUUCUCAUUUUCUACUUGUUAAUGGAUGGGUUAUCUGCUGAAGAAAAAUACGGACUUCAUCUUAAUAAUUCAUGUGCACACCGGUAUUUGAACCAGACCAUACGGGAAGAUAUAUUAACAGCAGAGCAUUCUCUGAACAGGGAGAAGUUAGCUGUUUUGAAACAAGCCCUGAAUGUAGUUGGCUUCAGCAAUUUGGAAGUGGAGAACCUGUUUGUAAUUCUGGCAGCAAUAUUACACAUUGGCGACAUUAGGUUUACUGCCUUGACUGACACGGACUCCGCAUUCGUUUCUGACCUCCAGCUUCUAGAACAAGUGGCUGGAAUGUUACAAGUAUCAACAGAUGAAUUGGCUUCUGCCUUAACAACUGAUGUUCAAUAUUUUAAAGGAGAUAUGAUAAUACAACGGCAUACUAUACAGAUUGCUGAAUUUUACCGAGAUCUCUUGGCCAAGUCCCUGUACAGCCGUUUGUUCAGCUUUUUGGUGAAUACCAUGAAUUGUUGUCUUCACAGUCAAGACGAACACAGAAGCAUGCAGACAUUGGAUAUUGGAAUACUGGACAUCUUUGGUUUUGAAGAAUUUCAAAAGAAUGAAUUUGAACAACUUUGUGUCAACAUGACCAAUGAGAAGAUGCACCACUAUAUCAAUGAAGUGCUUUUUCUACACGAGCAAGCAGAAUGUGUACAAGAGGGAGUUACCAUGGAAACAGCAUAUUCUCCUGGUAACCAGACUGGAGUUUUGGAUUUUUUUUUCCAGAGGCCAUCUGGACUUCUGUCUUUAUUGGAUGAAGAAAGUCAGAUGAUUUGGCCGAUGGAAACAAACCUUCCAAAAAAGCUGCAAAGCCUCCUAGAAUCCUCAAACACAAAUGCAGUCUAUUCCCCCAUUAAGGACGGGAAUGGGAACGUCGCCCUCAAAGACCAAGGCACAGCCUUCACUAUCAUGCACUAUGCAGGAAGGGUGAUGUAUGACAUUGUUGGAGCAAUUGAAAAAAAUAAAGACUCCCUUUCGCAGAAUCUUCUAUUUGUAAUGAAAACUAGUGAAAAUGUCGUGAUCAAUCAUUUGUUCCAGUCGAAAUUGUCACAAACAGGAUACCUCGUAUCUUCCUAUCCUUCCCUUAAAUUCCGAGGACAUAAAUCCGCCCUGCUCAAUAAGAAAAUGACAGCUUCUUCAAUUAUCGGAGAAAACAAGAAUUACCUAGAACUUAGUAAGUUAUUAAAAAAGAAAGGAACAUCUACAUUUCUUCAAAGACUGGAACGAGGAGAUCCAAUAACCAUAGCAUCACAACUCAGGAAAUCACUAACGGAUAUUAUUGGAAAGCUUCAGAAGUGCACCCCACACUUCAUUCAUUGCAUCAGGCCCAACAAUUCAAAGCUGCCAGAUACUUUUGAUAAUUUUUAUGUGUCUGCUCAGCUACAAUAUAUUGGGGUCCUGGAGAUGGUGAAGAUCUUCCGUUAUGGAUACCCCGUUCGCCUUUCCUUCUUGGAUUUCCUGUCAAGAUACAAGCCAUUGGCUGUUACAUCCCUGUGCGAGAAGAAGGAACAGUCUGCAGAGGAGCGAUGUCGGCUUGUUCUCCAGCAGUGUAAAUUACAAGGCUGGCAGAUGGGAGUCCGAAAAGUGUUUCUAAAAUACUGGCAUGCUGACCAGCUCAAUGAAUUGUGUCUACAGUUGCAGAGAAAAAUUAUAACCUGCCAAAAAGUUAUCAGAGGCUUUUUAGCACGCCAGCACUUGCUUCAGAAAAUGAGCAUCAAACAGCAAGAGGUCACUUCCAUCAAUAGCUUUCUGCAGCACACAGAGGACAUGGGGCUGAGGACCUACGAUGCCCUGGUCAUCCAGAAUGCUUCGGACAUUGCCCGGGAAAAUGACAGGCUCCGUAAUGAAAUGAACACUACCUACCAUAAAGAGAAGUUAGAGGGCAGGAACAAGCAAGAGGAAGGAACCAAAAGAGCUGAAGACAAGGGUGGACCCAGGAGUUUCCAUUCCAGCUCCGUCGUGGUCUCCACGGCGGUGGACGGCCUGGGCCAGGCGCUCGCGGGCCCGUCCAUCUGGUCUCCUUCGCUGCACUCGGUGUUCAGCAUGGAUGACAGCAGCAGCCUCCCGUCACCACGGAAACAGCCUCCGCCCAAGCCAAAGAGGGACCCCAACACCCGGCUGAGCGCCUCCUACGAGGCCGUGAGCGCCUGCCUCUCAGCAGCCAGGGAAGCAGCAAAAGAAGCUCUGACCCGGCCCAGGCCGCACAGCGAUGACUACAGCACCAUGAAGAAGAUUCCCCCUCGAAAGCCCAAGCGCAGCCCGGACACCAAGCUGAGUGGCUCCUAUGAGGAAAUCCCGGGCCCCGCGGGUGUGCAGGGGGCCUCCCUGGCCGUCGGGACCGCCCGGCGCGCCCCGCGCCCUGCCACGCAGCAGGCGGACGACGACGACGACGAGGGCGAGCCGGUGUAUAUCGAGAUGGUGGGCCACGCGGGGCGGCCCGGCGGCCCCGAGCCCGACAGCCCCGACCAGGGCGAGGCAGUGUACGAGGAGAUGAAGUUCUUUCCGCCCGAGGACGGCGGCGGCCCGGGCAGCGUCUGCUGCGCGUCCGCGUCGCCGCCCCUGUGGCCCGAGAGGCGGAGACUCGCGCCCUUCGAGGACGUGGUGCCAAGCGGCCCGGUCGCUGGGCUCCCCGGGGACGCGUGCGACAUCCCGGCUCCCUUCCCCAAUCUGCUGCCACACCGGCCCCCGCUGCUGGUGUUCCCCCCGACGCCCGCCACCUGCUCCCCGGCCUCGGACGAGUCGCCUCUGACACCCCUGGAGGUGAAAAAGUUGCCCGUCCUGGAGACCAACCUCAAAUACCCCGUGCAGCCCGAGGGCUCCAGCCCCCUGUCUCCGCAGUACUCCAAAAACCCGGAGGGGGACGGUGGCAGGCCCGCAUCCCCCGGCCUGAGGACAUUGAAUGGGCCCAGCAGAAUCUCCCCACCGCCCACGCCGCCGCCGCCGCCGCCGCCGCCGCCUCCACCUCCUCCUGGGCCGCCUCCUGCUCCCUACCUGCCGUCCUCGCAUUUCACGUUCCCGCCGGAGACGGUUGUGGGUCAUACAGGAAAAGCAAUGGCAAAUUCAGAUUUGUCCAAAAUCCAUCAAAAGCCAAACUCUGCCCCAGUGGGUGGUCCCUGCAGCACCUUCUCCAAGAUCCCUUAUUCCCCGGUGAAGGCGGCCAGGAGGGCGAGCUCCAGCGCCUCCUCCCCGGCGCCCUACAGCCCUCCCAACUCCAGGCCCCUCAGCAGCCCCCUCGAAGAGCUAACCAGCCUCUUCAAUUCUGGGAGGAGCGUACUUCGGAAAUCUGCAGCGGGAAGAAAAAUUAGGGAAGCUGAAGGUUUUGAAACUAACAUGAACCUAACUAGCCGGGAUGAUCCUAGUACAUCAGAAAUUGCUUCAGAGACUCAAGAUAGAAAUGCAAAUAACCAUGGAAUUCAAUUAUCUAACUCACUAUCUAGUGCUAUAACUGCUGAAAAUGGGAAUUCUGUCUCAAAUGGUUUACCUGAAGAAGAUGGAUACUCAAGGUUGUCUGUGGGUGGCACCGCGACGUCAUCAUUUCAGAGACACAGAGAGAGUCACACCACUCAGGUAAUCCAUCAGCUGAGGCUCUCCGAGAACGAAAGCGUGGCCCUGCAGGAACUCCUGGACUGGAGGCGGAAGCUCUGUGAGGAAGGCGAGGGCUGGCAGCAACUGCUGCACCACACCGAGCCCAGGGCGCCUCCCCCACCGCCCUGCAAGAAGCCCACUCUGCUAAAGAAGCCCGAGGGGGGCUCCUGCAACAGGCUGCCGUCUGAGCUCUGGGACACCAGCAUGUGAUGGGCUGAACUGCAGACUCACCAAAUAAAACUGCCACAUCCACAGGAGGCUGCCUUCUGACACCUGCUGGGACUUCUCUCCAGGCAUUUACACAAGAAAGCACAGGACACUGACGCUGAAUACAAGAGAUUCCCCCGGGUGUGUGUGUAUGUGUGUGUAUGUGUGUGUGUGUGUGUUCUUAUCCAUUUUGUGGUGAUACACUGACUUUCAGGCUCCACAUUUACAGGGCCAUGCUACCUAGAUAGCCAGAGAAAGGCUGGGAAAAGUGUGGACGAGGCCAGAGAGGGAAAGGGAACCAUGGCGGGAGGGAGCCAUCCAUGCACACUGUACAGUUGUUUUUAUAUAGCACAACAAUAUGUUUAUUGUACUUCCAAUGGUUUUAUUAUAAUACGGUAUACAAGACAUAUAUUUUAUUUCUUUGUAGGUGUUUGUGUUUUACUGGAAUUACAAACCUGAUAAUUAUUUACAUGUUUAUUACUGUAUUUUAUAACUUUAUGCAAUUGGUGGUGCUCCCUUUCUUCAAAAUACAAAUUUUAAAAAAUCAUUUCUAGAUUUUUUUUUUCUCCACACACUUUUUUUAACCUAAGGUACCUAAAAAUCUCGAGACUGUGUUGUUGUUUUAGCUUCGCCAGUGUCAACCCUUGCAAAAGUAUGGAUCGAGUCCCAUGUUUUAGAUUUUAUUCAUUGAAUAGGAGGCAGGUCUUUCCUAUGCUCUGUAUUUCUGGAUAGGUGGAUUAUGCACUCUUUAGUUAAAUUUCACCUCCCAACUUCAGCAUAGGUUACAGGAAAUCAUCUGGCACCCAGUUAAACACAUAUGGAUUCAGAUUCAUAGCUGGUGGUGUACAAUGGUCAUAAUCAUUCAAAGCUAUACCAGUUAGAACAGUAAAGGCUGCAUCACAAGACAAUUGUGCUCUCAGAAUUACGCUGCAUGAUUCACCUGCUGUAUAUACUCCACCCUCCUGUAACGCACCGGCCUGUUCCUUGCUGUGCUUCCGUCGGCUGUCGGGAAGUUCCGAGCAGUGGCUCCAGUCCACCAUGUCUUGCUACUUGGAACUCUUUAUUCAUACCAGCCUUUGAAACGUUACUGUGCCAAUAAAAGAGUUCUAUCUA